AUUCUCUUCAAUCCCUCGCUUCUGCUAGCCGACGCCGCCUCCUCUUCACCUGCGGCCACAGCUCCUCACCGCCGCCUCCAUUUCUGCCCCUCCUCCCGACUCGCCGCCGCUCCGCCCCGCAUCCGUGCGCAGCCCUCCACCAGUAGCGGUAUUUUCGGAGGGAUAAAUCGGUGAAAUCAGGUGUACCGAGCGGUACACCUCGGUAUACCGCUCGGUACGCCGUACCGUACCGUACCGAGCCAGCGUCGAAAUGCCGGUACGGAAGUCUUCUCCUUCGCCCCCAUGCCAUGGGCUUCCCUUUCUACUGCCCUAAUGAAACCAUCGCCAAGGUAUUGUCGGUGUCGAUCGCUCAUCGUGGCGGCAGAGGUUGCUCCUGCCAUUGAAGCCCAUAAAGUGAGCUUCUCGGUGACCAACAAGCAGGGGAAGUCGGUUCCAAUUUUGAAGAAUUGUUCCCUCCAUGUCCCUCCUGGCCAGCUGUGGAUGCUUCUUGGUCCCAAUGGUUGUGGCAAGUCCACCCUCCUUAAGGUCUUGGCAGGACUUCUAAAUCCUUCUGAUGGAACUGUGAAUAUAAAAAAACCAAGUAGCUUUGUGUUUCAGAAUCCUGAUCACCAGGUGGUUAUGCCAACAGUGGAAGCAGAUGUGGCAUUUGGUCUUGGUAAGUUUAAUCUAACAUCAGAUGAAGUUAGAUCAAGAGUAUCAGAAGCUUUAGAAGCUGUUGGCAUGCUGCAUUACUCACAAAGGCAGAUUCAGACUCUUAGUGGAGGGCAGAAACAAAGAGUUGCUAUUGCAGGUGCCUUAGCUGAAGCAUGUAAAGUGCUAUUAUUAGAUGAAUUGACAACAUUUUUGGAUGAACAUGACCAGAUAGGAGUUAUAAAGGCAGUCAAGAACACUGUGGUGGCUUCGGGAGAAGUUGCAGCAUUGUGGGUGACUCAUCGCUUAGAGGAACUCAACUAUGCAGAUGGUGCUUUAUAUAUGGAAGAUGGCCGAAUAAUGAUGCAUGGAGAUGUGUGGAGUGUUUUAAGCUUUAUAAAAGCGAAGCAAGUCCAGUACAGAGAUCAUCUUCAUCUCUAACUUCUUCACUACCAUCUCCUGCAUUUGUUGCCACCUCUUACUCUCUGUUUUUAAGGAUGAUAAGUCUCAACCAUCUCAAUCUUAUCAUGUGCUACUGCGUGCAGCUCAACCUUGUUCUGUAAAUACCCUAAUCAGCAUCUCAAUAUUAUGGUGUGCAAGUCUUGACUUUAUUGAGGAGAAAAAUAUAUUUUCACAAAUAUAUAUAUUAUUCUCACAUGAUGAAUGAUUGAACCA
Molecule: messenger RNA, 1305 nt
Organism: Musa acuminata AAA Group (dessert banana)
Lineage: Eukaryota; Viridiplantae; Streptophyta; Magnoliopsida; Zingiberales; Musaceae
Product: ABC transporter I family member 10
Exons: 8
Coding region: 283-1071 (262 amino acids)
Biological process (GO): transmembrane transport
Cellular component (GO): chloroplast envelope; membrane
Molecular function (GO): ATP binding; ATP hydrolysis activity
Source: RefSeq, a predicted model, not a curated record